Messenger RNA from Rhincodon typus (whale shark), 5389 nucleotides. RefSeq names its product tumor necrosis factor receptor superfamily member 13B. Lineage: Eukaryota; Metazoa; Chordata; Chondrichthyes; Orectolobiformes; Rhincodontidae. The transcript has 5 exons. The record is from RefSeq and is a predicted model, not a curated record. Gene Ontology annotation, cellular component: plasma membrane. Bases 142 to 888 code for a protein of 248 amino acids.
GGAAAGCCCCUGGAAGUUCUUCCUUCUGUUAAAACGAGAAGUUUCACAUUCUGAUUGACACAGGCAAAUGUACUAAGAAACAGCAGAAGAUAGCCACCUGGAACCAAGAGAAUAUCCCACUGUCCUCUUGUUGGAGAGAGGAUGGGCAGCUGUUCAGAUGAUGAAUUCUGGGAUAGUCUCUUACGACGAUGCGCCAAGUGUACAAAUUGUGGGCAUAACUGGCAUAGUGCGUGCAAGACAUAUUGCGAAAGUUGGAGCUGCAAUGAGGCUGCAGGAUUUUAUUGGGACAAACUGCUGCGCAAAUGCAUCAAGUGCUCAGAUGUGUGUGGGCAACAUCCUCAACAGUGCUCAGAAAUUUGCUAUGGGAUCACAAACACAAAGGUGGAUACCCAAACUACUCUGAGACACUGUCUCUCGCACGAAGAUCAUUCCAACAUCCUCCUCUUUGCGAUUCUGGCAGCGAGUGUCUGUGUCGUUACUUGUGUAUUUCUGAUGCUGUUAGCCUGCUGUUUCAAGAGGUGCGUUCCUUCCACAUGCAGCACUGAGUCCAUCCACAAGACUAAUACAUCCUCAAAAGAUGGACUACUACAACUGAGUGUAGAAGGAGAUGACCAUAAUCAAAGUAUAUCCUCCAAUCCAUCAUUAUCUGAGCCAUCCGAAACUUGUAGCUAUUGCUUCUCAGAUCAGAGGAUCUCAGAUAAAGAACAAAAGGUAUCAUCAAACACAGCAACUCAUCAGUGCAUCCAAGUAUCAUCUGCAAAUAACACAAGAGUUCCUCCUUCUGCUGCAGUUUACAAAGAGAAGCCAUUUCAGAUCAUCUGUUCUCCUUCACAACCCAGCAUAAAAGAAACUCAGAGUUUCCAGGAGAAGUGUCACAUGAAAUAUUGAUGACUUUAAGCUUAAGCCAUUUAUUCUACUGAAAGUCAACUGGACUCCAACACCACUCCCACAGUAAAACUGGUUAUACACCCUUCCACUCGGAUGUUAAAAAGACAAGAUUUAGGCCUCUGCUUUAAUAUCUUAAAUCCUGAUAAAAUAUGGCCCAUGGCCAAUGGCUCUCCUCAAACAACAGUAGAGCUUGGGGGGUGGGUGAGGAAUGGGGUGAUCCAGUCAUCUUCAUCUUCAGACAGCUUGCACAGAAGAAAGGAUAGGAGUCACAUAAGACAAGCAUUUCUAUUGUAAAUGCCUUCAGUAAGAAUACAAGUCUCAGUCGUUAUAGUUGGGUGAGCAAAUGCACUGAACCACAUUGCAUCAAAAUCCUUUGGCUGUUCAGUCUGCAGAUUACUAUAUGCCUUUGUGCCUAUUGAAUGCAUAAAUAGGGUUGGAGGGCUGGAGCAACAUUGGCCAAAAUUCCAGCUCCUAAAUACCACUUAGUCAUGUCUUGAAAAACAUAUUGCAUGUGGAAUCAAAUAGCCAAUAUCACCAUAUACAUUUGUGAAAAACAACUGCAGUCCCUGUUGUAUAGUAGCCCAGCAAGGAACUUGGAAUUGUAGAUAUGGAAACAAAAAGUAGAAUUCAUGCAGGUAGUCACUGGACAAGGUAUUUUGACAAGCAGAUCUAGUCAUGCCACUUCCAAGCAAUAAUAGUGUGUUGUUACGCCUAUUGGAUAAGCAUUGCACCUUCAGAUUUUCAUGCUACACCAAUACAACAAUUCUUUGCUAAUUAAUCUUUGGGGCUCUGCUGCUAAGGUGACUCACUCAUAAAAGGAACUCUACCAUAGGACUGGGGAGGUGGCUAAUGGAAAAUUUUAUACCUCUAAUAGGAAAAAUACACAACAGACAAGCCAAAAUGGUUUAAGUCAGUUGGCUUACCCGAGUAGCAGGAAAUUUCAAAAGGUCAACAUACAAACCAAAAACUAGUGAAGACAUAGGAAAAGGUGGGGAGAAGACCUCUCAUGUCAUUGUUUUUAUUAUAUUAGUGCCUGAAACAAACAUGAUAGAUACAAGUUUAGUGUUUCAGUGUUUUGGGGUGGCAGUGCAACUUGCACAAAUUAUAGCAAAUGCCAUAAAUGGAAGGCAGAAUGACUGAGAAGCAAAGAGCCUGGCAUGCUGGUGGGGGAAAAUAAUGUUGGGAAGGAAGUAAGUGGGGGGUGGGGGGAAACGAGUGGUCAAUUUUGUACUAAUAAAACAGGAAAUGAAAUUGGCUAAAUGCUGAAAGUUUCCCUUAUUUUCUGCGUAAAUGGGAGACAAUUUGAAAUACUAAAAUUAGACAUAUUCCCACAAGUUGAAGUGCUAAAAUUGGAUGAGUAGAAACAUUAAAAUAAGAUUCUUGAAAGAAGCACAGCACAAAUCCAAAGCUAAAUGAUACAGCAGGAAAUAAAGUACAAUACAGAAAUAUACACAGUAAAAAGGCAAUUCUAGAAAGUACUGGUGUGGUGCAGGACUGACAGCUAAAAUUUCUAGCUUCAUUGCAGGAAGUUUGUCACAAUUUUCAUUGUUACCAAAAUGGAGAGAAGAUUCAACCAUCUUCCAAGUAUUUCAGAUGGAUGCAGCAAGUGGGGAGGUUGUUGCACUAACCCUUGCAGGGCAAACCAGGAAUCCAGUACAGGGAAACCCAUGUAAUGCAACGCAAAAACUAAGUCUCCAUAACAUGAAGACAACAUUAGGCAUUCUCCCAUAGUCAAAUGAUUUAUUUGCCAUUUUGCUUUUCCAGAACAUGAAAAAAAAAAUCAAGUGAGAUUACAAAUGAAAUUGGUACUGCAGGCAAUACCACAAAUGGAGAACUAGAAUAACACAGUGGGGGCUGAUUUCAAAUAUACAUUACCCUGUCCGGAGGAUAUUAAACGGGAGUCCUUACAUUUCAUACUGAGGACAGUGCAUUAACAAAUGACCCUUAACACGGGAUACACUUGAACCACCUGGCAUUCCGGGAAACAGUUUCAUUUAAGCAGCUUUUGUAUAUCGAACACUAAGACCCACAAAUAAAAAAAGGACAACAACUCCCAAAAUGCACUGUGAUUAUCCAAGCUCAUGAACUGAGCACAUCUCCUAUAAACUGCUGAGGCUGGUCUUUUUUUGUCAGCCUCUUGAGGGCAAGGUGUGUGAAAGCAGUCCAUAUUACAGUUGGAUGUUUUCACUUUCCUCUUGCUUUUAAAUCCAUUCUGCUACGGUGAACUACACAUCAGUUGAAGUUGAUGAAGAGCCAGUCAUUGCAGGACUGACUGACAUUCUGAAGGCCAAGUGACAUGCUCGAGACUUUUGCAUAAUUGCAGGACAGAAGAUCAAUGAAAUGAACUCUCCUUUUUGGGUUUUUUUAAAAAAAAAAAAAAAAAAAAAAAAAUCACUGGCAAUGACACCUUUGGAGGUUCUCUAACUUUACUACCGAAAUGGAUGAUGUUGUAGUUAAUGAUUAGCAGCUGUCCUUUAAUAAUAACAGGAUUAUCAAAACUUGCAAUCCUGUCUUUGCUUUCAGGUCUAAGUCAGUUGACAGUCAUUAAGCUAUUACAUCAUCAUUUUAGGCAAAUGUGUGCAUGAAAUCUGUAACUUUUUUAAUCUUUGUAUAAAUCAUUGAUUGUACAACUUCACAGUAACAUUUAAAAAGUACAGAUGGGAAUGUAUGCAGGGAACAUAUCUUACCACAAUAGUGAGGAAUUUGUCACUUGACCUCAAAUGCACAGAGAAAACAAUUCUCAAAAAUGUAGCUUACACUGCCGUGUAGACAUUCCACAUGCCAUACCCAAAUACUUAGUUUCUGCCACACUGCACUAUACACAGGGGCUGGCAUUUGAAAUGCCCACAUGGUACUUACACCGCAUUCACCUACAUGUAAACAGCACAAGUUCUACACUUCACUGCAGUUACAAGAAAACCCAAUACUUAGAAGGCCAUUUGAGAAGAAGGAACACAAGUGAAACACAGCAAAAAAACUUUCUGCCCACUGAUAUUCAGAGCUGAGAGUUGUUUGUCUAGAGUAAUGCAAGGCACUGUGGAACCUUACUUUGUUGACGGUUUAAAAAAAAAAGUGAGGCACUGCUCAACAUCAAUAAUGAUACCACUGGAAGGCCAAGGGGUGUGACAGCAUUAAAAUUAAGAUAACUGAAAGUGUUUCCAUAGUCUAAAUGCAGCCUCAUUUGGGGAUAACAGAUUUCCUGAUGCAUAGGUUUAUUUCUCAUGCACUGGAGAUCCAAAUAUCUUUUGCCAUAUACUACUACAUUGAGAAUAACCUUCAAAUGACGCUGGAAAAAUAAAGCUGGCUCAAUUUCCAGGUCUGUAAACAAGUAUUUAAAUUUUCUACUGAUACCGUAAAAGGUAACACAGAAAUGGUAUGAACACAAGUACAAAAGGGGUCAAACUGCUUGGAACAGAUUAUACAGCCCAAGCAAAGUCAGUUUUAGUACACAGGAUACUAACUAGAAAAUACCAAUGAUUCCUGCAAAGAUAAUCUAGAAGAUCCCCAUGACCAAACUUCAGGAAUAUUAAAAUAAAGUGCAAUGAAUGACACAGAAAACAUUUCAACAAGGACAAACCGCAAUGGGUUUGAUGAAAUUGAAAACGUGCAAGAACCAAAAUUAAACCAGAGCCAAAUUGAGAAAUAUAAUAUGCUAACUUUAAAAAAAGGCUAUUGCAGCUACACAUUCUCAAAAUAAACAAGAAAAGCAAAUUACUGUUGUUGCCUGCCUUCUAUGAAGGAAAGCAAAAUAAUUUUAAAAAGUACAGGAAGUGCAGCAAUCUGGGACUUCUCUUGAACUGCUUGUGUUGGUUGAAUGAAGCUACCUAUAUGCAUCAAUUAGACUUCCAGCUAUUGAAGCUCAAAAAUAUUAACUUUUUUUAAAAAGUUGACCUUGGCUAACAUGACUAAACAGAACCACUAGAAGUUGAAAUUAAGAGUUCCACAGUGCCUUGCACUUGUUGAUACUUUUUCCUGACAGCUAGCGGCUAUUGAGAAUGCCGUGACAAAACACAGAGCUGUAGCUACUGGAAUAGGAAUGCCAUGGGCCCUUAAAUUUGAAUGACUGUUCAAUCAUCUACUUACGGUGUUUUAUCAAAAUUGUAGAUCAGAAGAACACUGCAACAUUCAAAAAGCAAACUAUUUUUCUUGAGUAAUGGAAGGCAGCAAAGCAUUUCAGCUUCAAGUUGCAAAAACAACAGGAUAGUCAGACAUUUGGUACAGUAAGGAUGACAAUGCUAUAUUACCAGGGCAUACUUGAGAACUGUUCAGAAGAGCAACAUGGCAUCCAGGAAGCUUGCUGAUCAUACUGACAAUAUUAUAAUUUAAAUCUUCUGCUUUAUGAAUUUUUUUGUGUACCUCAUAACAUGUACUAACUUUGUCUUCAGUUCACAUUGUGUGGCAUUCUGAAAUAAACAGGAUCAGUUACCGUGGAACAAGUUACCCAACAGCAGCUGCUCUCAAACAUACUGUCUCACUCAAUAAUAAAGUACAGAAUAUUCAA